AUGUCGUCUGCCUCCCUGCCCGAUCUGUCGUCCUCCACCACCCCCGCCACCUCAACCUCGUCGCCAGGUACCGACCCUCCACAGACCGAGUCCAGCAAGAAGAGCUCCAGCAGCACCCCCUUCCAUCAAUCCGCCGCAUCAUAUUUCUCUUAUCCGGUCACCCACGUCGUCUCCGGUCUCUACCGCCGCCUAACAGACCCCCCAACAGCAAACACCAACGCCAACAUCAAGUCCAACAAUAUGAUGUCCCGUCUGCGCCGAUCAAACCCCAACCCGGACCCCUCCUCGUCAUCCUCCUCCGUCUCCUCGACCUCUCAACACCCCGUGUUCACCCCCGUUCGCACCGUCUCGCCCUUCCAACCACCCCCAUUAACGCCCCUCACCCUCCUCGCCAACGAAGAAAACACACCCCUCCCUCUCGCCCCGCAAAACCAGCUCCUCACCCGUGCCCUCGCGGAGGAGAUCCGCCUUCUCGUCCCGCCGCGUCUUCAGCUAGUCGACUCCUGGCGGCUAGCAUACAGCCUCGACCGCGACGGCGCAUCCCUUUCAACCCUCUACGAGAACUGUCGCGCCGCGUCAGCGCGCAGUCCACGGGCCGGCUAUGUCCUUGUUAUCCGUGACGCUUCUCCAUCCGCAUCGUCCGUCUUCGGCGCGUACAUGACGGACCCCCCACACCCGGACUCGCACUAUUUCGGCACGGGCGAGUGUUUUCUCUGGCGGGCUAGCGUGCUACCGCCGCCUCCGACCUCGUUUGAUUCCGCCGACGGCGAUGGAGGCGUAUAUUCCGAGGAGGCUCUUGAACGGGCAGGUUUCCCGCCGCCCCCCAGCGCGGACACAACGAAUGUCGGCCGGUCCACGACGUUGCGGGGUGAGAAGGCGCAUUCGAAGUCGGUGGCACCGCAUGCGCAGGCGCUUGCUCAGAGUCGGGCUACGAAUAGUGGGACUACGACGCCUGAUCGCAUUCGCUUCAAGGCAUUCCCCUAUAGCGGGGUGAAUGAUUAUAUGAUGUUUUGCGAAACCGGUUUUCUUAGUCUAGGUGGAGGGGAUGGUCACUACGGCCUUUGGCUCGACUCGAUCCUGGAAAAGGGUGUCAGUGCCUCGUGUCAGACCUUCGGGAACGAACCGCUCUCAGAUGAGGGUGUUAAAUUCGAUGUUCUUGGCGUGGAAAUUUGGUACGUUGGAUCAUGA
This is a messenger RNA of Aspergillus mulundensis, 1188 nucleotides long. Its product is annotated as putative oxidative stress response protein Oxr1. The record is from RefSeq and is a predicted model, not a curated record. The coding region runs from base 1 to 1188 and encodes 395 amino acids. Lineage: Eukaryota; Fungi; Ascomycota; Eurotiomycetes; Eurotiales; Aspergillaceae. Gene Ontology annotation, biological process: response to oxidative stress. The transcript is spliced from 2 exons. Gene Ontology annotation, cellular component: nucleus.